CUUUACCAAUGCAUGCAUGUUUUGACAGCUGGGCAGACAGAACGAAGAAAUAAAUAUUAAUCCCUAAACUCAGUGAUUGAAUUAUCGUAAUAACUUGCAAGCCCGUAAAUAGUCUAUUUAAAUAAUGGAAAAUGCUUACGCUCCUAUUAGCGAGGCUUGUGUUAAGGCCCUCAGCGACAAAACCUACGAGAAGCGUAAGAUUGCAGCCACUGAGAUCGAAAAGAUGGUAGCAGAUUUCAACGCCAAAAAGAGCUACGCACAAAUCCGAAGGAUAAUCGAAGUACUGAGCAAAGACUUUGUAACGUCGAACGACUCCAAUAAAAAGAAAGGAGGACUGAUAGCGCUGGCUGCGGCCAGUAUCGCCCUCGGCAAGGAUACUGAACGAUUCAUUGAAGAAAUUGUCAAUCCUAUUCUGAACUGUCUGAUGGACACGGACACGCGAGUGCGAUAUUUUGCGAGCGAGUCGCUCUAUAACGUGGUGAAAGUUUCACGAGGCUCCAUCAUCCCACUGUUUCCGAGUCUUUUUACCUCGUUGAGCAGGCUUGUAACCGAUCCUGAUCAAAGCGUAAAAAAUGGCAGCGAACUACUCGAUCGAUUGCUGAAGGACAUUGUUAUUGAAUCAUCUCAUUCGUUCGAUUUGGAUUCUUUUAUUCCGUUGGUUCGGGAGCGAAUCAUGGCGAAAAAUUCGUUUGCCAGGCAGUUCAUAAUUUCUUGGAUAUCGGUGCUGAAUGCUGUUCCUGAAAUCAACAUGGUAGUCUAUCUGCCGGAAAUUUUACUUGGUUUGUUCCAAAUGCUGGAGGACAAUAUGCCAGAAAUUCAGCGAAUGUGUGAAUCAUUGCUGACUCAAUUUUUGAAAACAAUCAAGUCCGACCCCACGGCGGUGGAUAUUCCGCAGAUGAUGAACGUAUUGAUAGUCCAAGCGCAAUCGAGUAACGCGUUGAUACAGUUCACUGCAAUAAGCUGGAUCAAGGAAUUCGUUCAGCUGGCGAAGGGAAAUAUUAUAAGAUUCUCAUCAGGCAUUUUUACAGCAGUUCUGCCAUGCCUGGCGUUUGAGAGUGAAUCUAAAAAGCACAUCAAAGAUUGUGCGACGGCAGUCAACAUUCACUUGCUGGAGCUGGUAUCGGGCGAGGAAAAACAACAGCACCUUAAAAAUCUAGACCUGGACUCUGUGAUGGAAGUUUUACGCCAAUACUUGAUUCACAGUUCGGUGCCGACUAAGAUCGCUGUGCUGAAAUGGGUUCACCAUCUGUUCACCGAAGUCCACGAUGAAAUGUCCAGUCAUGCGAACAAUCUGUUUCCGGUGUUAUUGCGGGACUGCUUGUCUGAUAGUUCGGACGAAGUGGUACUACAAGCAAUUGUCGUGCUGGCAGAGAUUGUCAACUCGGCGACAGCGAAAGGCAGCGACUUCGAUCAACUGCAGUAUAAACAUUUUUUGAUGGAGCUGCUGUCAUUGUUUAGCGAAAACCGAAUGUUCUUGGAAAAUCGAGGAACGCUAAUCAUAAGGCAGCUUUGUCGUCUGCUGAAUGCCGAAUACAUUUAUCGAACGUUCGCAGAGAUCUUGCAAGAGGAAAGAAGCAACCUGAAGUUUGCAUCGACGAUGGUUCGGACGUUGAAUAUGAUUCUACUGACGACGUCAGAUUUGUUCGAAUUAAGGAACACCUUGAGGGAUAUUAAAAGCGAAAAGUCUGCUUCGUUGUUCGAGUGUCUGUACAAAUGUUGGUCACAUUGUGCUGUGUCUACUUUGUCGCUCUGUCUAUUGGCUCAGUGCUAUCAACAUGUGUCGGAAAUCGUCGUAUUAUUUGCUGACAUGGAAAUCACGGUCGAGUUUCUAGUAGAAAUCGAUAAACUUGUUCAGUUGAUUGAAUCUCCCAUUUUUGCCUCCCUUCGACUAGCUCUGGUCUCGCAUACCAAUGACAACGCCGAUGCGCAACAUCUAUCACGGGCUUUGUAUGGAAUAUUAAUGCUGAUUCCUCAAACUGAAGCGUUCCACCUACUUCGCAAUAGACUUCAAUGCGUCCCAAACUACUGGGGUCAACCAGCAAAGAUAAAUUCGAAAUCAUCUAACGAGAGCCAGAGUAAAAUCAAUUUCAAGCAGUUGUUUGAAAAUUUCCAACAAGUUCAAGCAAUGCAUCAUCGGCAGCGACUGGAGCAACGAAAAAAAAAUCAAUUCUAAAACUAACCUCGGAGGGCUUUCGGAACAGCUCUAACAUAAUGAAUUACAUUCCAUCGUUAGUGGAACGCAAUGAAAAACCUUA
Messenger RNA from Armigeres subalbatus, 2255 nucleotides. Its product is annotated as protein VAC14 homolog. NCBI's taxonomy places the organism in Eukaryota, Metazoa, Arthropoda, Insecta, Diptera, Culicidae. Gene Ontology annotation, cellular component: PAS complex; endosome membrane. Gene Ontology annotation, biological process: phosphatidylinositol biosynthetic process. Bases 125 to 2173 code for a protein of 682 amino acids. The transcript has 6 exons. The record is from RefSeq and is a predicted model, not a curated record.